Molecule: messenger RNA, 1242 nt
Organism: Glycine soja
Lineage: Eukaryota; Viridiplantae; Streptophyta; Magnoliopsida; Fabales; Fabaceae
Product: replication protein A 70 kDa DNA-binding subunit E-like
Exons: 11
Coding region: 1-1242 (413 amino acids)
Source: RefSeq, a predicted model, not a curated record
AUGGCACAUUCUCCAGACAAGAUAAAGAACAUCGAUGGCUCAAAAGAAACUCUUAAACUUGCUGUGAGGAUCACUGAUCUAUGGUUUAUUGGGAUGCCUAACAAAUCUGAGCAAGCUGAGAUGGGUGAUGAGAUCCAUGUUGUUUGUAAACAAGACCAACUGAAGUCUAGGAAGAUGGACUUGAAGGAAAAUUGCAGUGGAUUUGCGGAUGUUGUGGCUGGCCAGUUUGAACCAGGCCUAUUGGUUGAUGUUAUUGGUGUUGUGGAGGAGGUUGUCUUUCACCAUGUUUCAGGAAAAGGUAGAAGGGUAGUCUUUAAACUAAAGGACUUGAGCCAACAAUUUUUAUCUUGCACUUUGUGGGACGAUUAUUGCUUGCAGUUUUUAAAAUUCUUAGAUGAUCAUGAAGGUCAUGGCCCAAUUACAGUUCUAUUGACCCAUGGUAGAAUAAAGGAAGCUCAGGGAUCUUAUCCGCCAUCGGUCAACAAUUCUUUCAAGGCUUCAAAGUUAGUUAUUAACCAACCUGUGAUGGAGAUUCAAGAAUUCAAUGAAUGGCUUGUAGAGUUGGGCACUCAGGCCCGGUCAGUUUUUAAAUUCCAUGGUGAAGGCAGUUCACAAGUUUCAGGUUCUAUCCAAUUAUCAUCAAAGGAAUCAUUCUUUGGAAAGGUUAAGGAAGUUGUUUGUGUAACUGUUGGCACAAUUACUAGGAUUGUUAUGGACAAUCAUUCAUGGUGUUAUACAACUUGCAUUCAGUGCCAUAAAAAAAGUGAUGCAGAGAUGGCGCCCUUCACAUGUGCAUGUGGCAAAUACAAUAAGGAAGUUGUGCUUAGGUAUAGGCUUGAGGUGAUGAUCAACCACAGAGAUGAAAGCACAAAAUUCCUGCUUUGGGACUGUGAAUGCACUGAAUUAAUUGUUCAAUCAGCUGAUGCAGUUAAUAGGCUUAAAAUUGAAGAUGGUGAUGUUGAUUUAAAUGCUUCACCCGAAGCACUUGAUAAGUUGUUGGGUUAUGUACUUGCUUUUAAGAUAAAGGUGCAACCCAAGUUCAGGAAUUCUACUGUUUUGAAAUGUUCAACUGACUCAAGCUUAAUAAAUGCUGUGAUGGAUAUGCUAGCUGAUGCUGAGCAAUCCAUGUCUGUGACAGCAGACCAUGAUCCACUGUUUAGGCUCCCAUUGACACCUACAAAGCGGCAGGCAUUUCAAGAUUGUGAUGAUGAAGCAGGGAGCUCUCAAAUUUCACCUGCAUAG